AUGGAUUCAGGGGCCGAUGACCCAGCCAGUCGCGGCAAGCUCAUCGUCCUCAAGAAGAAGCUGGAAGAUCGCGAGAAAGCCCUCGCUGAGAACUCCGCACUCGUCGAGAAACUCGAAAGCUCUGUCAACGAAAAGCAACUCGUCAUUGACGCUCGGGAGAAGCAGUUGGCUGAGAAGGGACGGAUGAUGGCAGAGAUGGAGGAAGGGGAGCGCAAGAUGCAGGCCGAGCUGCGUGAGAAGGAGAAAAUCAUCGAGAAGAGAGAGGCGGUGAUUGAGGCCAUGCGCAGCGGAGGGGUGGGCGGGGCGUCGGGCAGUGGGAGGAUGGGAGAGGAUGAAAGUGACCAGGGUACAUCAGUGAGCGACUCGAGGGUGAAGGAGCUGGAGGUCUUACAGGCAGAGUGCAAACAGAAGGACCAGGCCAUUACAGAUUUCAACCGGGUGCUGGAAAACAUGCGGGAAAAGACUGAAGGCACGGAUGAGAAAAUCAGCCAGCUGACUACAGAGCUUGAGCAGCGAGAUGCUGCACUUAACGCGGAGAGGGAACGCUGGGAAGCAGCAGAGAAACAGGAACUGGUACGCACUCACCAGGAGAUGCUGGCUGAAGUCCGGACCGUGGCCAAGCAGCGGCAAGGCCAGCUGGAGAUGCUACAGACGGAGCACAGGAGAGAGAUGUCCCAGCUGGUGGGCAAGUCCAACGACGCAGCCACCAAGGCACUGGAGAGGAGAUGCCAAGAAGCCGAAGAGAUCCUGUCGGGGAAAGUCCGAGUCUUGGAGAUGCUGCAAGGUGAGAUUGGAGAGAAGGAGAAGCUGCUCUUGGAGCAGGGGACCACUGUCAAGUCCCUGACGGAGAAACUGCAGACGUACCAGGAUCAACUGGGAAACCUUCAGGAGGAUUUUGCCUCCAGGCAGCAGGCUUGGAGGAACGAGAAACAAGCUCUGGAAGGACAAAUUGAGGAAAUCAGAGAGAAGCAUGAGACUGAGUUAACAGAGAAGACAAACACCGUGACGGAAUUGCAAACAAGUCUUCAUCAGUAUGAGACGCAGUACAAGGAAGUUUCAGACAGCCAUAACAAGAUCCAGUCAGACUUUGAGCAGACCCAAUCUGAACUGGAGCAGAGCAAGACAGCGCUGGAACAAACCAGGACAGAACUGGUUCAAACCAGAACAGACAGGCUGGAACAGGAAAAAGCAGAAAUGGAAGCAAAGCAGGCUGAGAUUGAUAGGCUGCAACAACAACUCAGAGACAAGGAAGAAGAGAUCAGACUCAAAGAUGAGGAGGUCAAGGAGUCGAACAAGAAGGCGGAGGCUAAAUUCAUGAAAGUCAAGGCCCAGGCCAAAGCUAAGAUAAAGUCCCUUGAAGAAGACCUGGAGGAACUCAAAAAGGCGGAUUCCAUGGCAGAGGAGCUGAGUGAUUUGAAACUCAAGAUUGCCGAGCUUGAAGAAGAGAAGGGGAACCUGCAACUCAAGCAGAUGGACUUUGACGAGAACACGGCUCAGAUUGAAACUUUGAAAACAACUGUGAGUAAUCUGGAGACAAAAAAUGCCAGAAUGUCUCAGAGGAGAAAGACGAACUUCGCAAGAUGAUUGAGGCCCAAUCACAAGAACGGCUUGAGAUAGAGUCUAAGCUGGAAGAUUUGCAAUCCAAGUUAGACCAGAAUCAGUUGGAGUUUGACCAGCAGCAGCGGGACAAGAUGGCGGCUCUCUCGGAGGAGUUGUCCCAUCUCAGAGAGAGGCUGCUGGAGGCGGAGGACGCCCGAGACGCUGAGAUGAAGUCUAGG
Messenger RNA from Patiria miniata (bat star), 1778 nucleotides. RefSeq names its product myosin-11-like. NCBI's taxonomy places the organism in Eukaryota, Metazoa, Echinodermata, Asteroidea, Valvatida, Asterinidae. The record is from RefSeq and is a predicted model, not a curated record. The transcript has 6 exons. Bases 1 to 1584 code for a protein of 527 amino acids. Gene Ontology annotation, cellular component: Golgi apparatus.